UUCUUGGCCGGCUCGCCACAGAUUCAUCCAAUUUGUAUGAUCCUGGAUGCUUGCCAGCAGCCUGCCGCUGGGGCAUUGGAAUUACGGCCUGGUGUAGUGAUCCUGGAUGCUUGCCAGCAGCCUGCCCCUGGGGCAUUGGAAUUACAGCCUGGUAUGCUUCCCGCCUCCGGUUACCAGUUAGUUGUAAGUCAAACAAAAUUAUCAGAACCAGCUCCUCGAACGGACAGUACGGUGUCGGAUAUAAACGGCCACUGGGAAAAGAUAUCCAAAGCGCUACUCAAAGCUGAAACGUCUGUUUGCGGUACAAACCAACUAACUUCAUCCAAGUAUUGGAUCCCUGAUAGAACCGUGUCUUUGCUGGAGACUCGGUGGCAGGUUCCUCCUGGCCGCCACCACGACUCCACCCGACGCACCAUCCGACGCCAGGUGAAACUGAGUGUCCGCACAGACCGAGAUGCUUGGUGGACCCCAAAGGCAGAAGAAAUGGAAGUUGCAAAGAAUUCUGGAAACGUUCAACGUUUGGGACGCUGGGCACAGUACUUUGAACAGCAACUCAGCUGGCCACCUGCUACCUCCAAUCCAGAAUCCUGGCCUUCAACAGAGAGGCGGACCGUGAAUAUGGAGCCACCUUCAGCCUCAAAACUGUCCGAGUAUAUUUCUCUACAUAAGCGUCAUCGUGCUGCUGGUCCUGACGACCUUCCACAUGCAUUUUUCAAGAAUGGCAGUGGAUCCCUCAGCCAGUGCUUGUCUAGCCUAUUUGGGUCUAUCUGGGAGAAGGAGACCGCCCCAGAUAACUGGGGUGAAUCGAUAGUGGUGCCCAUUUUCAAAAAGGUGGUUCCGAAUAGUCGCAUAGCAAUCUGCUGUUCACAGCAACCCAAUCCAACAGCAUAUUUAAUUUUAGAUCCCAGAAUCUAUAAAAUCCCAACAAUGACGACCGAGGAUUGUGGUGAUCGUGUUAACAGUUAUGUCAAAUUGAACGUUGGUGGCACUUUGUUCUACACGACAAUCGGCACUUUGCUACGCGGCAACACAAUGCUAAACGCUAUGUUUAGCGGCAGAAUGGAGGUGAAAACGGACGAUGAAGGUUGGGUACUCAUUGACAGAAGUGGCAAGCAUUUUGGCACCAUACUGAACUACAUGCGCGAUGGAAGUGUACCACUACCGGAGACCCGUCGUGAUAUGGAAGAGCUUCUUGCUGAGGCCAGGUACUUUUGCGUGGAUGGUCUACGGCAAGCCUGUGAAGACGCACUUGCUCGCAUGGUAGCUGAUGAAGACAUCCAAAACCGUGCCACAAUAGUUAUUGUGAAGUGUCCGAAUGCGGCGAAGUCUCUGCUUUCAUCGACCAAAAAGCCGGUUGUAAAAUUAACAAUGAACCGAUACAACAAUGUUUUCUCCUACACCAGUAACUCACACGACAAUCUGUUGCGUAAUAUCGAGUGUCUGGAGAAAUACGCCUUGAUGUUCCCUGACAAGGUGCUGUUCGUCAAAGAUGUACGCGACAAGAGCGAGCAGAAUGAAAUUUGCGAAUGGAGUUACUAUUAUCGGGGACAUCGGUUGAAAAGCAUUGAUUGUAUCGCAAUCCAUUACUCAUCAGAGAAACGUUUGAUCAAGGUCGAGUUUCCUGAAUCGCGAAUACACGAAGAAAUGCUUUCACUACUCUCGGUCGAUAUCCGAGGUCUGAGUGAUGCGGAGCUCAGAGAUAUUGCAAUGAGAAAAGCCAAUUGCGGGUCAGGCAGUGCCACCGCCCCGUUUGUGGGGAAUCCUGUCAACGUACUGCCUUCGAUUGUAUCUGAACAAGAUGAACCGGAUUUGGACCAGACUUCCACUACAACAGUUUCUGGCAGUGUGCAAAGCCAUUCUACCGUACCACCAGCCCGUCCAGUGUUGAUGAGUACCAAUCACCUGGACACGAUUGUGGGUGGAUCUGGUAGCCCAAGCACACGUGCGCCGUUCGCCACAUCAGUCCGCCUUGGACGGCGUUGAAUGUUUGGAGUCCACUCCCGCUAGGCUUCUGUGUCAGACGUUGCCAUGCUCUUCUUUGACUCUCAUGGCCUCCUUGUUUGGACAAGCCCACGACACCAGCAUCUAUUCCGUCCAAGCGUCCCCCACCCAUCCAACUGCAUUUUUGAUUUUUUUCUUUAGGCUCCGUUCUUGCCACGUGACAAUACGGGUUUAUCGAUGAAGGCCUGCUAGUGUCCGUGUUUUCCCGUUAUCACUAUUACAACUACUACUAUUGCUUCGCACACCCUGGGUUCGAUUUGAUUUUACUGCUUUUAUCUGAGUUCAUUUUGUUUGUUUGAUAAGAGCUGUGAUAACCCGAUUUACUGUACCCCUCAUCUGAUAGACACGUGAUCAUGCCGCUGAAUAAAUAUUUACCCGUUCUGAUCGGCUGUACGAG
Messenger RNA from Opisthorchis viverrini, 2398 nucleotides. RefSeq lists its product as hypothetical. Gene Ontology annotation, biological process: protein homooligomerization. The coding region runs from base 37 to 1983 and encodes 648 amino acids. The record is from RefSeq and is a predicted model, not a curated record. The transcript is spliced from 9 exons. Gene Ontology annotation, molecular function: protein binding. NCBI's taxonomy places the organism in Eukaryota, Metazoa, Platyhelminthes, Trematoda, Opisthorchiida, Opisthorchiidae.